This is a messenger RNA of Cornus florida, 2016 nucleotides long. RefSeq names its product cuscuta receptor 1-like. Gene Ontology annotation, molecular function: protein binding. Lineage: Eukaryota; Viridiplantae; Streptophyta; Magnoliopsida; Cornales; Cornaceae. The record is from RefSeq and is a predicted model, not a curated record. Bases 1 to 2016 code for a protein of 671 amino acids. The transcript has a single exon.
AUGACAUCUCUUGAGUACCUUGGCCUUUCAAACAACCGCUUCCAAGUCCCAAUCACGUUUCGAUCAUUAUUCAACCACUCAAAACUCAAGGUCAUUGAAAGCCAAGAAAACGAAUUGGUGUCAGAAUUGAAUUUUCAGACUCUAGCGCCGAGUUUCCAACUAACUGUUAUUUGUUUAUCUCACAGUGCAUCUAGCAAUAUCAAUAGCACUACAGACUUUCCCAACUUCCUCUACUACCAAAAGGACCUUCAAAUAGUUGAGCUUUCUCGAAUUAACUCUGAUGGGAAGUUUCCAAAUUGGUUGUUGGAGAACAAUACAGGAUUAGUAGCACUUAAUCUACCAAAUAAUUCAUUCAGUGGAUUUCUUCAGUUGCCUUUCCAUCCCAGAACACAGCUUCUAGAACUAGAUAUCUCUGACAAUAACUUCCAGGGCCAUAUUCCGAGAAACAUUGGUACAGCUUUUCCAGGUUUAACGUCGUUAACCAUGUCCGGAAAUAGAUUUGGUGGUACAAUUCCCUCUUCAUUUGGUGACAUGUCUUCUCUACAGGUUCUUGACUUGUCCAAUAAUCGACUAUCUGGUGGGAUACCGAAGCACUUGGCCAUGGGUUGCGUCCGCUUAACAAUUUUGACACUGUCACAUAAUAAUUUGCAAGGCCCCAUUUUGCCAACAAAAAAUAACAUGACUGCGUUGGGUUCUUUAUUCCUAGACGACAAUCUCUUCACGGAGAUCUCGGAUACCUUAUCCAACUGUUCUUAUUUGUGGAUUCUGAAUAUAAGUCAGAAUCAUUUGUCAGGGAAACUACCUGGGUGGAUGGGAAAUAUGUCAUACGUGAAUGGGAUUGCAAUGUCCAAUAAUCAUCUGGAAGGUCCAAUUCCAACUGAAUUUUGUAGACUAGAUACUCUUGAGAUUUUUGACCUCUCCGAGAACAAAAUAUCAGGGACCAUACCAUCUUGCUUCAACCCCUCAUAUAUUGAGCAUGUUCAUCUGUUUAAAAAUAGGCUGCAAGGACCAUUGUCACGUGCAUUUUACAAUAGCAGCUCAUUAGUGAUCUUAGAUCUUUCCCUUAACAACUUAACUGGUCAUAUUCCAAAUUGGAUUGGUACCCUUUCUAGUCUGAGCAUUCUUGUCUUGAACAACAAUCAUUUUGAAGGUGAGAUCCCACUCAGUUUAUGCCACUUGUCCCAAUUAAAAAUGAUUGAUCUUUCUUAUAAUGACUUUUCUGGCCACAUUCCUCCUUGUUUGAAUAACAUCACUUUUGAGGGAAAACUGGAAGAAACUUCCAACGUAGCCAUGUCUCUUACGGAGAUAAUAUUCGGUAAAGAAGCAGAAGUAAACUUCACUAAUAAAGGAACGUCACUCUCUUACAAGGGAAUCAAUCUUGAUCUAUUCUCAGCUAUUGAUCUCUCCAGCAACAGAUUGACAGGUCACAUUCCAAAUGAAAUUGGAAACAUAGGCCAAAUCAGAGCGAUGAACUUGUCUCACAAUGGCUUGAGCGGGACGAUACCAACAACGUUUUCAAACCUAUACAAUGUAGAGAACUUAGAUCUCUCCUUCAACAACUUGAGUGGGAAACUCCCUUCAGAGCUUAAUGAGUUGUAUUCUCUGGCCGUGUUCAAUGUAUCAUACAAUAACCUGUCCGACACCAUACCACAAGGUAAAAGAUCUGUUCAAUUUGAUACAUUUGAUAAUAGUAGCUACAUUGGCAAUCCACUUCUUUGUGGACCACCACUUUCAAGACCUUGCAUCGCCAUUGAGCCACCUCCAACAACCCCAACAGUUGUGAAUAGCAAUGAAGUGGAUGAUUGCUUCAUGGACAUGGAAUCAUUUUAUGUGACCUUUGCAGUGUCCUACAUAACCAUGUUAUUAGGGAUUGCAGCUAUUAUCUACAUCAACCCCUACUGGCGGCGAGUCUGGAUUCAUUUGGUUGAGGUGUGCGUUACCUCUUGCUACUAUUUCGUUGUCGAUUAUUUUCCGAAAGAUAUUUUGGCGGAGAAAUAUUUAGACAUGUGUGUUUGA